AUGGCCCCCAGAACUAAGAACAUGCAUCACAAUAAGAAAGAUACCAAAGGAGUCAUUGCACUGUGCAACAUGCACUCUCAAGGAAAGAAGCUGCAAGGCACUGACACAGCUGAAGCCACACCAGCCACAUCAGCUGGCCAAGCACCCCCUGCAAUGCCUUUGAUUGUAACAGAUGAAGACAUGCAGGAUGAGGAAGAGAUGCAGUGCCAGCUAUGUACUGAGGAGGGUGAUGAGAUCAGCAAGCUGAGGGUAGAUGGAGAGGUUGAUGGAGAGGCAGAUGGACAGCACAGUGGCAUGAAGCCUGAAGCAGGGAAUGAUGGACCCACAAAUGAGGGUGAGGACAAAACCCCAGAGCCGGCACAGCUGCAGCUGCAGUUGGGAGAUCAGCAGCUGCCCCAGGAAUUGCCCACAGCAUCUCUUGAUGUGCAUCAGCAACUGUGUCCCGGUAUCCCCACUACCACUGCCUGUGACCUUACUCUGUUGCUGGACAACAGUUUACAGCAUGAAGAAGUAGGAUCCAUGGAUGAGAAUGCCCACCUCUUGUCAUGCCUGGAGCUGGAGCUGCCCAACCAGAAAGUCCUGCCAGGCUACACAGCCCAGGCAGAAGAAGUCGAUGAAAUAGACCUGGACAAGAAGGGGUUAGGAGAAGUACAGGAGUUCAAUGACAUGGAGCAUGAGGAAGAAAGGGCAGAGAUGCAAAUCAAAGUUGAUGAAAUUGAAAAGGACAAAAUGCUUGCUGGCAGUUACUCAGAUCAUCAAGCUUUUUCCCAGGACUUCAAUUCUCAAGAUGCAGGGGAGGAGGCAGCUCUCUUCAACAUGCUUGGGUACCUAAAUCAGCAUGCUGCUGCAUAUGUGGCUACUGCUUUCAUGCCUGCCACAACUCUGCUCCACUCUCCUGCCACACCCAGUGCUGCAGCUGCUCCCACUGUAGCUGCUCCUGUGGUAGCUGCUCCUGCCGUAGCUGCUCCUACUGUUGCCACCAUGACCCUCACUGCAUCUCCUCCAACUGCUGUCAUGCAAUCCAACCAAACAACAAUUGCAACCAAUGCCCUCUUGCUUGUACCAGCUGAGGCCAAUGCAGCUGUCAUCCCACAGACAACCCCUCCCACAACAGUUGCACCCACAACCUCAGCAGCAGUAGACUCCAUAUGGGAGACAAUCUGGCCAUCAACAGCUGCACCUCCAGCCAGGACCAUUGCACCAGGUACCUAUGUUCAGUCCCAUCCACCAAUCCCUGCACUCAAUGAUCCGCACAAGUGCCUCCUUGCAGUGAAGCAUAGGCUGGAGCAAGACAGGACAGAGUUCACUGUGCAUGCACCAGGUGAACCCAGAUGUCCCUCCCUGCAGGAGGUUGAGGACCUAGGACUAUUCACAAUGAUGGUUGCAAAGCUCUCCAAUUUCCUCCAGCACCACUAUGCAAUGUCCCCAGCAUGCCUUGCUGAGGCCCUGCCACAUCAUAUUUGCACUGCUGCAGCAGUCCCUCUCUCAAAGAGUGCCAAUGCAUGGAAUGAUUGGCAAGCCUGCUGCAUGGAGCAGCACCCGCAUUGGGAUGGUCCCCAUGUGAAGAGCGAAUGGGCAAACUUGAAGCAGUGUUUGCCUGAGAAUGCUGCCCAUGCUGCUGCAGCACAUCAUACUGAAAUCAACAGUGAUGCUUGUGCUGAAGAGCUGGACAUUUCAUGCAUGGCACAAUUUGGAAUCAACAAAGUCAUGUUCUUGGUCUCUCGGAAUUCAGACAAUGGGCCCCAAUAUGCAUGUUUCAUCUCAUCCAAAGAUACUGCUGGUUUCUUUGACUGUGAUGCAAUGCCUGGUGGAGCACAGAAAGCCAUGGAUCUCCAGUCAUUUGUAAAAGUCCUCACUUCUGUGAAGGAGAGUUAUUACCACUCUCUCUCACUGUUGUCUCUACCAGAUUAUGAUCCUGUUUACUUCAACCUCCCACCUGGCUAUAUCCCCUGGGCUGCCUCUGUUGAAUGCACACAGGUGCAGCCUGCUUCUCUGCAGGAGCUGCCCACACUGAUGCUGCAGCCUAUGUGUGUGCUGCAGCCACCAUGCAUGCUGCAGCACCCCAGCUCACUGGAACCCACUGAGAUGCUGCAGCACAUGAACAUGCUGCAGCCUACUGCUACAGGGUAUUUGCUGUUGCUGGCAAUGGAUGCCAGCAACCCUCAGCUGGGAGGACACUCUAUGGAACCUUGCUUGCUGCUUGUUGCACAAUGUCCAGCCCUUGUUGAUCAGGAUGACCCCAACAGUACACCCAACACACUUGUGCAGUCCUUGCCACAGGGAUCCAAUGUGUUGCAAGCCCCAUCUGCCUUGCUGCUGUGCUUGCAGCAGGCUUGCAAGAACAAGGGCAACACAGAGUCUGGUGCUGAUAGUGAGCUCCCACUACCCACCAGCUACUAUGAUCUCCCAGAGAAUGUGCAAAAUGGCCUGUCAAAGGCAAAGUUUGACAAGACACCCUUCUCCAACCACAAAGCUUAUCAGUGGACAUGGAGGGAGCUAUUGCAGAUGAAUCAGGAUGUUGUUAGGAUCACUGUAGUCAUGGAGAUCUGCAACUACAUGUGCUCUUUUGGCAUUUUGAAAGUUGACCCCAAUGCCAAGCUGCAGCUCAACUCUUGGAUGCUGGUGCCAUUUACAAAAGGUGCCUACAGAACCAGCACACCUGUCUUUGAGUGUUUCAUUCCCCCACCCCAGAAUGCUGUAGAGAGCACAGACAUCAUCAUGAUCCCUAUGCUGUAUUAUGACAAGAAACUUGAAGCCACUGUUGAUCUUGUGAAGGCUUGUAAAGACAGCUUCAAACAGUCCAGCAAAGAAGAGAUGGAUACUGGGGAUGCUGAAUCGGACCAUGAGGAGGUGCAGUCACUCCACCCAUCUGAUUAUGCUAUGGACAAGGAUGAAGAGAAAUCUGACCAUCCCCCUCCACCACCAAAAGCCAAGAAGACAGGAGGUGGGCCAAAGAUGGUUCCUGUGGUUGAACUGCUGAUUUCUCAUGGACCAGCAAACACAUCCAGGAAGCCCUCCUACAAAGGCAAGGGUCCAUCCUUUGCAAACAUGACAUUGGAGCAAAUGAAGGCACUUUUCCCUGCAGCAGUGGCAGUGCUUACCAGUGCAGAACUACAGGCAGCCUCAAAAGACCUCAUACAGCAGGCAAUGAAGGCAUGGAGUGCUGAGGUCAGCAAAGGUGUCAUGAACACCUUGAGGCAGUACAAGGAGGAUGAGCCCAAACAUUUGCAGGAGGUGGAGUGCAAGGAGAAGGAGGCAAAGCAUCACCUUGUAGAACAGCUGGACAACAUCUGGUAG
Molecule: messenger RNA, 3297 nt
Organism: Dacryopinax primogenitus
Lineage: Eukaryota; Fungi; Basidiomycota; Dacrymycetes; Dacrymycetales; Dacrymycetaceae
Exons: 9
Coding region: 1-3297 (1098 amino acids)
Source: RefSeq, a predicted model, not a curated record